Messenger RNA from Ixodes scapularis (black-legged tick), 1232 nucleotides. Its product is annotated as chorion peroxidase-like. Gene Ontology annotation, molecular function: heme binding; peroxidase activity. Bases 1 to 960 code for a protein of 319 amino acids. Lineage: Eukaryota; Metazoa; Arthropoda; Arachnida; Ixodida; Ixodidae. The record is from RefSeq and is a predicted model, not a curated record. Gene Ontology annotation, biological process: response to oxidative stress. The transcript has 7 exons.
AUGUUACGGUCUGUAAACAAAGACUGGAGCGACGAAAGGCUCUUUCAAGUUUCAAAACGUAUCGUGGAGUCUCAAUUCCAACACGUGGUAUACGGAGAGUGGCUACCAACGUUCGCGGGUCGCGACGCCGUCGAAAAGUAUGACUUGGUGCCAUUGCAAUCGGGAUUCACGACGUACGACAGCACCGUGGACGCCACCUUGAUCGACGAAUUUCCCGGAGCGGCGUUCAGAAUGGGACACUCUCUCGUCAGCGGAAUUUUCCUUCGAGUAAACGCCGACGACCAAGAACAGGUCGGCCUACUAAGAGACUGGUACUUUCAACCAUUCAGCUUGUACCAUAACGAGUUGGACGACAUAAUGCGUGGUAUGCUGUUGACCCCAAUGGAUUCAUCUGACAGGUUCGCAAGUCCCGAGAUCAAUCAGUACUUGUUCAUAGAACCGCCAGACACGUUCGGCCUUGACAUAAUUUCCGUCGACGUCCAACGGGGACGGGACCUUGGCGUCAGAGGCUACCCAGACUACGUCGAGUUCUGCUCUGGGGUCAAGAUAAACACCUUUGACGACCUCUACCUGAAGAACCUGAUGCCCAAGGAGACGGCGGAGAUAUUCCAGAAUCUCUACAAGAACGUCAGUGAUAUAGAUUUGUUUUCCGGGGCCUUGGCGGAGCACCUCGUCGAAGGAACCGUCGCUAGUGCCACGGUGCACUGCAUCACAAAUAGAGUGUUUCAGAGGCUUAAGUGGGGUGAUCGGUUCUUCUACGAACAUGCGGACCAGGCAGGAUCGUUCACGGAAGCUCAACUGAACUCUCUGAGAAACACGACGUAUGCAAGCAUCAUCUGCGCAAACAGCAGGAGCAUCACUGCCGUCCAGAGAAAUCCAUUCAUUCCGGAGGGCCCAGGAAACCCGAAGGUGAACUGCUCCGAAAUUCCAGACAUCGACAUCAGCCAUUGGAGUUUGUAGAACCGCUUGGACGUACGCUGAUUUAUACACAAUGCCUUACUGAAAUAACAGGAAGAAAAAAUAACCAAACUACGAAAUUCAAGGUUAAAGCCUUCCCCUGACCACUAUUAAGACCGGCACUACGUACUCCUUGUACUACGUACUCGCUGUACUACGUGCCACGUACAUGUAUAUUACGACCGGUAUAACGUAGUCCCUUGUAAAACGUCGUCGUCGCGCUGGGGUGAACGAACAACUUGGGUGUGUGCUCGAAAUAAAAUUAUUAUUUUAGA